Molecule: messenger RNA, 988 nt
Organism: Danio rerio (zebrafish)
Lineage: Eukaryota; Metazoa; Chordata; Actinopteri; Cypriniformes; Danionidae
Gene: chchd4a
Product: coiled-coil-helix-coiled-coil-helix domain containing 4a
Biological process (GO): mitochondrial respiratory chain complex assembly; protein import into mitochondrial intermembrane space
Cellular component (GO): mitochondrion; mitochondrial intermembrane space
Molecular function (GO): protein-disulfide reductase activity
Source: RefSeq, marked provisional
GUGGUUACUGUACCGCCUCCAUGCUGGAGUUUUUGUAACAGGCGUGUGGACCGAUAGCUGAGCCGGUGUUUGAGUUUUAUUGAUCGGAUAAACGGCGAUCAGACGGAUCUGUAAGCAGGCAUGUCGUACUGCAAGCAGGAAGGUAAAGAUCGCAUCAUAUUUGUCACCAAGGAAGAUCAUGAAGCUCCCAGUAAUGCCGAACUUGUUGAAGAUGACCCUAAUGAUCCAUAUGAGGAUCACGGUCUUAUUCUACCUAAUGGCGACAUAAACUGGAACUGCCCGUGUUUGGGCGGCAUGGCCAGUGGCCCUUGUGGACAGCAGUUCAAGGAUGCGUUUUCAUGUUUCCACUAUAGCAAAGAGGAGAUAAAGGGCUCCGAUUGUGUGGAAAACUUCCGGGGUAUGCAGGAGUGUAUGCAGAAAUACCCUGAGCUUUACCCUCAGGAAGACGACAACGACAGUGCCCCCUCUGGUGAAGCAAAUACUGCACCCACUGACUCUCUCCCAGCAUCCUCUACUGAUUCCACAGCAGCAGCAGCCACAGAAAACCCAGCGACUAGCUAAUGUUAUCCUCACUUCACCCCCUCACAGCAAAGACAGCUCCACUUUUGACUAUGAAGAGAUCAUAUGUAACAAUGCCCCAGAAUCUGUGAAGCAAACAGAUGCAGGAAGCUCUUAAACGUCAGGUUUUGUGAUUAAAAUGUGACAUUAACGUGCACUUGAGAGACCUAAAAAUGAGGUUCGGGAUCUAAAUGAGUGGCAGGUGAGUCUGCGCUUGGCUCUGUGAAACAUUAGACUUCAUUUGAAUCAUCCUGGUUUGUAUCUUCUGGUUAUUUGCUCCACAGAUUGUUUGACUUGUGUACUGCUGCUACUACAGGCCACUUUGUGUUUGAGCAGUUUUUAGAAGAAAGGCUGAAAUAGCGCAUCUAUAUACAUUUCCUGUAAUUAUUUUGUUGUUGGAGUAUGAUUAAACACUUUUAUGAUGAAGAAA